AUGGGUGAAUGCCCCGUUCACAAGCCCGUCAAUGUGGCUGGCCACGGUACUCGUAACGGUGACUGGUGGCCCGACAACCUGAAGCUCAACAUCCUGCGCCAGCACACCGACGCCACGAACCCCAUGUCCAAGGACUUCGAUUAUGCAACCGCCUUCAAGAGCCUCGACUAUUACGCCGUGAAGAAGGACCUCACAAAUUUGAUGACCGAUUCCCAGGACUGGUGGCCCGCGGACUUUGGUCACUAUGGUGGUCUGUUCAUUCGGAUGGCGUGGCACAGCGCGGGCACUUAUCGUGUCUUUGACGGUCGUGGUGGCGGUGGUCAGGGUCAGCAGCGGUUCGCCCCCUUGAACAGCUGGCCCGACAAUGUCUCCCUGGACAAGGCCCGCCGGCUGCUGUGGCCCAUCAAGCAAAAGUAUGGUGACAAGCUCUCCUGGGCCGACCUGUUGUUGCUGGCCGGCAACGUCGCUCUCGAGUCCAUGGGCUUCAAGACCUUUGGUUUCGCCGGCGGCCGUCCCGAUGUCUGGGAGGCCGACGAGUCGGUCUACUGGGGUAGUGAGGUCGAAUGGUUUACCAACGACGCCCGCUACAAGCCUGAGGAUGACGGCGAAUCCUCCAAGCAGAGUAACCUAUCCACUCGUGACCCCGAAGAUCCCCUGGGUGCCACUGUGAUGGGACUGAUCUACGUCAACCCCGAGGGCCCCGACGGCAACCCAGACCCCGUCGCCGCCGCUCACGAUAUCCGGGUGACGUUCGGUCGCAUGGCCAUGAAUGACUACGAGACCGUCGCUUUGAUCGCCGGUGGUCACACUUUCGGCAAGACGCACGGCGCGGCUUCUGCAGACAACGUGGGCAAGGAGCCCGAGGCAGCCGGUAUCGAGCAGCAGGGUCUUGGCUGGACCAACUCCCACGGCUCCGGCAAGGGCCCAGACACCAUCACCUCCGGUCUCGAGGUCACCUGGACGCACACCCCGACUAAGUGGAGCAUGCAAUACCUCGAGUAUCUCUUCAAGUACGACUGGGAGCUGACCAAGUCCCCCGCCGGUGCCAACCAAUGGGUCGCAAAGACCAACGAUGAGAUCAUCCCCGAUGCUUUCGAUUCCAGCAAGAAGCACAAGCCCACUAUGCUCACUACUGACUUGUCUCUGCGCUACGAUCCUGCGUACGAGAAGAUCUCCCGCCAUUUCCUGGCCAAUCCGGAUGAGUUUGCUGACGCCUUUGCUCGUGCGUGGUUCAAGCUGCUCCACCGUGACAUGGGUCCUCGUGCUCGUUGGCUCGGUCCCGAGGUCCCCAAGGAGAAGCUCCUGUGGGAGGAUCCCAUCCCCGCCCCCAACCACCCUCCCAUUGAUGCCGAGGAUGCCGCGGAGUUGAAGAGACACAUUCUCAGCUCGGGCGUUGAACCCACCAAGUUUAUCGCCGUUGCCUGGGCCUCUGCCUCUACGUUCCGUGGCGGUGAUAAGCGUGGUGGUGCCAAUGGCGCUCGUAUUCGUCUGGCUCCUCAGAACAACUGGAAGGUCAACAACCCCGCUCAGCUGCGUGAGGUCCUGAACGCCCUUGAGGAGAUCCAGCGCAAGUACAACAGCUCGCAGACUGGCAACAAGCGCGUUUCGCUCGCUGACUUGAUUGUCCUGGCCGGUUGCGCCGCGCUCGAGAAGGCUGCCGGUGUUCCGGUCCCCUUCACUCCGGGGCGGAUGGAUGCUUCGGAGGAGCAGACUGACGUCGACUCCUUCAGCUUCCUCGAGCCCGUCGCCGACGGUUUCCGUAACUACGGCAAGUCUUCGAUCCGUGUUCGCAGCGAACAGAUGCUCGUGGACCGUGCUCAGCUUCUGACCCUGACUGCUCCUGAGAUGACCGUCCUGGUUGGUGGUCUGCGUGUGCUGAACGGCAACUACGACCGCUCCAACCUGGGUGUCUUCACUCAGCGCCCUGGUCAGCUGACCAACGACUUCUUCGUCAACUUGCUGGACAUGAACACGGAGUGGAAACCCACCGACAGCAACAACGACCGGUUCGAGGGCAUUGACCGCAAGACCGGUGCCAAGAAGUGGGAUGCCUCCCGCGUGGAUCUGAUCUUCGGUCACCACGCUGAACUGCGUGCGCUUGCUGAGGUCUAUGGCUCUCACGAUGGUCAGUCCAAGUUUGUCCGUGACUUUGUCGCCGCUUGGGAUAAGGUGAUGAACCUGGAUCGUUACGAUGUGGUCUAUUCGGGCGUGCAGGGACGUGCUCGUCUUUGA
Molecule: messenger RNA, 2232 nt
Organism: Penicillium diatomitis
Lineage: Eukaryota; Fungi; Ascomycota; Eurotiomycetes; Eurotiales; Aspergillaceae
Gene: cat2
Product: bifunctional catalase-peroxidase Cat2
Exons: 1
Coding region: 1-2232 (743 amino acids)
Biological process (GO): cellular response to hydrogen peroxide; hydrogen peroxide catabolic process
Cellular component (GO): cytosol
Molecular function (GO): heme binding; catalase activity
Source: RefSeq, a predicted model, not a curated record